AUGAAGACGCCGUGGCUUCUCGAUCUAACGGCGGCGAUGGUUCUUCUCGUCUUUGUAGCCUCAUCUAUGCCGCUUGUCUCAAGCGAUCCAGGGCAGAGAGUCAGCAUGACACUGGUUCGAGGGGCUGCUGCUCUUGGUGCUUUUUGCUUGGACGGUAGCUUACCGGCAUAUCAUUUAGACAAAGGCUUCGGCGCAGGAUCAAACAAUUGGCUUUUGCAGUUUGAGGGAGGUGGAUGGUGCAAUGAUAUAGCAUCAUGCGUGGAAAGAUCAAAGACCCGUCGAGGGUCGACACGUUUUAUGAGCAAAACUGCCGUCUUCACUGGAAUCUUGAGCAACAACGCCUCUUUAAAUCCAGAUUUUUACAACUGGAAUAAAGUCAGGCUGAGGUAUUGCGAUGGAGCUUCGUUUGCGGGAGAUGCACAAUUUCGCAACGGGACGUCAAUGCUUUAUUUCAGAGGUCAACGAAUAUGGAAGGCCAUCAUUCUUGACCUUCUACCCAAAGGUUUAGCAAAAGCUCGCAAGGCUCUUCUGACCGGUUGUUCAGCUGGUGGUUUAUCAACGUUUUUGCAUUGUGACAACUUCAAGAACUAUCUUCCAAAAACCGCAAACGUUAAGUGCAUGAGCGACGCUGGAUUCUUUCUUGACGCAAUCGAUGUGGCAUCAAACCGGACAAUGAGAUCUUUCUACACUAAGCUUGUGUCUCUCCAGGGUAUACAAAAGAACCUUGAUCCAAAUUGCACACGAGCGUUCUAUCCUGAACCAUCUCUGUGCUUUUUUCCACAAUAUGCAUUGAGAUUCAUUAAAACACCAAUGUUCAUCUUAAAUUCAGCAUACGAUGUAUUCCAGUUCCAUCAUGGGCUUGUACCACCUUCAGCUGACCGGACCAAGCGUUGGAACCAUUGCAAGCUUAAUGUGACAGCAUGUAAUCCACACCAGCUCGAUGCACUCCAAGGACGGACAUGUUGGGAGCAUUAA
Messenger RNA from Eruca vesicaria subsp. sativa (arugula), 975 nucleotides. NCBI's taxonomy places the organism in Eukaryota, Viridiplantae, Streptophyta, Magnoliopsida, Brassicales, Brassicaceae. The record is from the annotation of a GenBank genome assembly.